Messenger RNA from Trichoderma harzianum CBS 226.95, 1809 nucleotides. RefSeq lists its product as hypothetical. Gene Ontology annotation, molecular function: GTP binding. The coding region runs from base 1 to 1809 and encodes 602 amino acids. The record is from RefSeq and is a predicted model, not a curated record. Lineage: Eukaryota; Fungi; Ascomycota; Sordariomycetes; Hypocreales; Hypocreaceae. The transcript has 3 exons. Gene Ontology annotation, cellular component: nucleolus.
AUGGGUACCGGGAAGAAGGAAGCAGCCCGGCGUACGCGCCAGGGCAAAACCGGCGAUGGCAUGGGAAAUGUGCGUGUCAAAGGCGAGAACUUUUAUCGCGAUGCGAAAAAGGUAAAGCUCGUGAACAUGUACAAGGAUGGCAAGGCCCAGAGAGACGCGGACGGGAAAAUCACAAAGGCUGCCAGCUUUCAGUCAAGAGAGAUCCCCAAUGCCCGAAUCGAGCCAAACCGCAAGUGGUUUACCAAUACUCGUGUUGUCUCUCAGGAUACCCUCACAGCCUUCCGUGAGGCCAUGGCUGAAAAGGCCAAGGAUCCUUACCAGGUUCUCCUCAAGACAAACAAGCUCCCCAUGAGCCUUAUCCACGACGGAGGAAAGGACACCACCAACGGCGUCAAGCAGCACAAGGCCAAGAUGACAAUUGAGACCUCGCCGUUUGCUGGUGUCUUUGGACCCAAGGCUCAGCGCAAGCGUGUCAAGCUCGGGGUCAGCACCGUGGCUGAUCUCGCUGACGACACUGAGAAGAGCAUGGAUACCUAUGAAGAACGCAUGGAGCAUAACAAGCUCUUGAGCGGAAACUAUGGCAAUGACGGCGAGACUGAAAAGGCGCUCACCAUGGCCAUUGAGCCUGUGUUUGACAAGGGCCAGAGCAAGCGUAUCUGGAACGAGCUUUACAAGGUCAUCGACUCCUCAGAUGUCAUCAUCCACGUGCUCGAUGCUAGAGAUCCCGUCGGAACUCGAUGCCGAAGCGUCGAGAAGUAUCUGAAAGACGAGGCACCUCACAAGCACUUGAUCUUUGUCCUCAACAAGUGUGACUUGGUACCUACCAGUGUUUGUGCUGCCUGGGUACGAGUUCUUUCCAAAGAAUACCCAACACUUGCAUUCCAUGCAAGCAUCAACAACUCGUUUGGCAAGGGAUCCCUGAUCCAGCUGCUGCGACAAUUUUCUGCUCUUCAUACAGACAGGAAGCAGAUUUCUGUCGGCUUGAUUGGUGGCCCCAACACUGGAAAGUCUUCCAUUAUCAACACUCUGUCAAAGAAGAAGGUGUGCACUGUGGCGCCAAUUCCUGGAGAAACCAAGGUGUGGCAAUACGUGAGCUUAAUGAAGCGCAUCUAUCUCAUCGAUUGCCCUGGUAUUGUACCUCCCUCAGGCACAGACACGCCAACCGAUCUCGUCUUACGAGGCGUUGUGCGAGUUGAGAAGGUGGAGCAUCCUGAACAAUACAUUGACGCCCUGCUGAGCCGAGUCAAGAAGCACCACAUGGAAAAGACGUAUGACGUCAGGGGAUGGGAAACCGGAACUGAGCUUCUCGAGGUCCUUGCCCGCAAAGCAGGCCGUCUUCUUCGCGGAGGAGAGCCUGACCUGGAUGGUGUGGCAAAGAUGAUGCUGAAUGAUUUCAUGAGGGGCAGAAUCCCCUGGUACACUCCAGCUCCCAAGUCCAGUGAAGAGGGCGAAGAGGGCAGCAGCAACGUCAAUGGCCGCGGCGGCAGGCUGGGUGAGAUGCCUCGGAAGCGACCUGCUUCCGAGACAUUGGAUACCGCUGAAGCCGAUGUCGAUGCCCCUGUAGACAAAGUCGAAGGCGAUGAGUCAUCUGACAACGAAGACUUUGAGGGGUUCGGCAGCGGCACCGAUGAAGCUCUGUCAAGAAAGCCUUCGUUUGGUGCCACUAGUGGAGCACAAAGCGAUGCUGACGGCAACUCGGACGACGUUUUGUCUAUUGGCGAAUCAAGCGGUGACGAGGGCCAAGAGGCGGCUCCCGUAGCCCAAAUCUCAGCCAAAGCUGGCCGACCCAACAAGAGACAGCGACGCUGA